This is a messenger RNA of Micropterus salmoides (largemouth bass), 2672 nucleotides long. It is a transcript of the gene rprd1b, whose product is annotated as regulation of nuclear pre-mRNA domain containing 1B. NCBI's taxonomy places the organism in Eukaryota, Metazoa, Chordata, Actinopteri, Centrarchiformes, Centrarchidae. The coding region runs from base 410 to 1540 and encodes 376 amino acids. The transcript has 7 exons. Gene Ontology annotation, cellular component: RNA polymerase II, holoenzyme. Gene Ontology annotation, molecular function: RNA polymerase II complex binding. The record is from RefSeq and is a predicted model, not a curated record. Gene Ontology annotation, biological process: mRNA 3'-end processing.
AUGUUGAGGUGAAAGUGCAAGCUGCCAUUUUUUCGAAGGAAUCUUCCUAGUUAGACAAGCAAACACAAACUGUGAGUUUCACCGUCACUCUUUAGCAGUUUUGUUUCAUCUCUCGGCGUACUGGAGACAUAUUCUACAUGAAUAUUACAGACGCUAGGUUGAUUUUUGGUUAAAGCGCAGGCUUAUUAGCUCAGGGCUGCACUGGUCUGCAGAUGGCUGCUUAGCUCGGCUAGCUAACGUUAGCUUUGGCUGUAAACAAACACUACAGACAGAAGCAGGUGAUAAACGAGCUUAGACCUUGCAGGUUUGUUCAGUAACGUUAGAUUUGGUCAAUAAUUCGGUCAGAUAAAGAGCUAACUUAACGUUAGAAACGUAUGGUUAGGUGGAGCGGGGAGCAGGAGGCAGUUUGAUGUUGCAUGUCUGGAAGUUAACUUACCGACACAACUUCAGUUUUGAUGACAGUGCGAGUUUCUCCAAACCAGGUCGGAGCUCAGUCGCUUUAGAGCGGGUCGGGGUCAGUCGGGUCACAGGGGAAACACACACUUACACCGGCAUGUCGUCCUUCUCUGAGUCGGCCCUGGAGAAGAAGCUGACGGAGCUGAGCAGCUCGCAGCAGAGCGUGCAGACUCUGUCUCUGUGGAUCAUCCACCACCGCAAACACUCUGGCCUCAUCGUCAAAGUGUGGCACAGAGAGCUGAAAAAAGCUAAAAGCAACAGGAAGCUGACGUUCCUCUAUCUCGCCAAUGAUGUCAUCCAGAACAGCAAGAAGAAAGGACCGGAGUUCACCAAAGACUUUGAGUCUGUCCUUGUCGAUGCCUGCUCCCAUGUUGCCAGUGAAGCAGAUGAGAGCUGUAAAAAGCACAUGGAGAGACUGCUGAACAUCUGGAAGGAGAGGAGCCUCUACAGAGCCGACUUCAUUCAGCAGCUCAAACUGGCCAUAGAAGACUCCAACAGCCCAAGGCCUUCAGAAGAGAAGAAGCCUGUGAAACGGAGCUAUCAGAAGAUCCAGGAAGAGGAAGACGACGAAGACGACGACUACAGAAGCCACAUCUCCCCAUGCAACACGGACAUCUCCGCUACUCAGCUGACAGAGGAGCUGGUGAAGGCCCUGCAGGACUUGGAGAACGCUGCAUCGGGCGACGCAGCAGUUCGUCAGAAGAUCGCCUCGCUUCCACAGGAAGUCCAGGAUGUUUCCCUGCUGGAGAAAAUCACUGACAAAGAGGCCGCAGACAAGCUUUCGAAGACUGUGGAUGAAGCCUGUUUGCUGCUGGCGGAGUACAAUGGCCGACUGGCUGCAGAGCUGGAGGACCGGAGGCAGCUGGCUCGCAUGCUGACUGAAUACAUUGGCAGUCAAAGGGAGGCGCUCAUGGAGAGAGAGAAGAAACUAGAGGAGUAUAAGCAGAAGCUGGCGAGGGUGACCCAGGUUAGGAAAGAACUAAAGUCCCACAUCCAGAGUCUCCCCGACCUCUCCCUCCUGCCCAAUGUGACAGGGGGUCUGGCCCCGCUCCCCUCGGCCGGAGACCUCUUCUCCACUGACUGAGAGGUCUUUGCCCUGAUACACUGUCCCCCAAUGCCCCAUCCCACCCAAACCCAGCGCCACCUUUGAUUCACAAAAAACUUCUAGCUGUGUCUCCAGCCAGAGGACACUGUGGUCAAACCUGCAGGACAAGAGGGAGGAAGGGACAUUAGAAGGGAGGUUUGGUGAAAUCAGAACGCUCUGCAGAGGAGAACAGAGACUCUGUCAGUCUGGAUUUUUCAGGCUUCUGCUUGACGGACAAGGAUUCCACUCCACCAGCUUAGAAAGAAUUUUUUUCGUGUUUGUUUUUAUGUUUUUUUUUUUUAAUGCUGGUAUGUCAGUGAACUAGGAGGAGGGGUGGGGUGAAACAGACAUGUUGGUUGUCAGGUGUCAAUCAAAGUGUCUUUCUGUGUGGUAUAUUUUGGAUUCAGCAAGCAGAGGAUGGGCUGAUUGCUCUCACAAUGCUCAGAGGUUGUAACAACACUGUGAAGACGAUGUACCAUUCAUUAGUUUUAUUUUUCAGUUGUGGGCGGGGGGAAAGCUUUUUAUUGACACAUAGUCAGAUAGGUGGUUUUGAUGUGUGUGUCCAAUUACAGAAAAUAUUAGAUUGGGUUCAGUGUAUGUUGCUUUUUCGUUGCUUAAUGAAUGAUCAAGCAUAUUCAUUUCAGUAACACCUCAUAGAUUGUGUGGGACAGCAUUAUCCUCAUAGUUUAAAGUCAGUAGACUGUGUCCCUAUUUGCAAGUGUUUUUCAUUUACAAACUAAAACAAUUGAAAGAGCUCGUUCAUUUUUAUGCUUUAAAUUGGACACCUGCUUGUAAUCUGGAAAAGCUAAUUAUUCUCGUAAGUGUUCAAGACAAGGUUUGAGUUUUACAAAAAAAGUUGUGGAAGUUUGAGGAAACAACAACAAAGACAAAGUUUGCUUUCCAAUAAACUGCCUGGUCUUUAGUUGUAUUAAAAAAAACCUGAAGCCCUAAAACUCAAAAAUACUAUAUUUUCUCACAGGGCCAAACAGGUGAGAAAAACAAAAGUAAAGUAAUUAAGUUUUAGUGUGUGUAGAGCUGUGACAUAUGGAAAUAAAGAAAAGUUGAUCAGAUGAAGACCCUUUUCUAAAAUUGUUAUCACAAUUUUAGAAAUAUCAUAAGAUGUGUUUUGGUA